AUGACUUCCUGGACUGCAAGGCUUCUCUGCUUCGCGGGAAGAUUGCAACUAAUCUCAUCGGUCAUUCAAAGCUUGACAAACUUUUGGCUGUCCGCGUUUCGGCUCCCGUCGCCGUUGGAAUGCCUUAAAGAGAUCGAGGGACUGUGUUCUGCUUUUCUGUGGUCGGGCCCGGUACUAAACACUAGCAAAGCGAAAAUAUCUUCGCAAGAGGUCUGUAGACCAAAACGGGAGGGUGGCUUAGGACUUAGGCCGCUGAAAGAAGUUAAUAUGGUUAGCUGCCUUAAACUGGUUUGGAGGAUACUCUCAUCUCAUGAUUCGCUCUGGGUCAACUGGAUCAAAUCAUAUCUCAUUCGGCAGGGAUCUUUCUGGUCGGUAAGUGAAAAUACAAGUAUGGGAUCUUGGAUGUGGAGAAAGCUCCUGAAAUACAGAGACAAGGCGAAAGAUUUUUUCAAAAUGGAGGUUUGA
Microthlaspi erraticum is the source of this 465-nucleotide messenger RNA. The record is from the annotation of a GenBank genome assembly. Lineage: Eukaryota; Viridiplantae; Streptophyta; Magnoliopsida; Brassicales; Brassicaceae.